GGGAAAGCCGUCAGGAGCGACGCGGGACCUUCCGGGCACGAGGCGGCGUGGACCCCAUGGCAGCAGGGACAACAUCUCCAGAUGACGGGAAACUAAUCCCCGACACUGUUUUCCAUACUGCUGAAGAACCACAAGACAAGGAAGGUUUUAUUUUCCGUCCGUGAGGGAACUUUCUCUGGCAAACUGUUGAACAAUAUAUUCUUUUCCCAUGGAUAAAGUUCUCACAAUGCCUCAAGACGCCUGGGAGCUGUUGCACCGCCUGAGGAUGAAGAGCAAGUACGCCAUUCUUCUGGUCUUUGUGGUAGCCCUUGUCAUAAUUGAGAAGGAGAACAACAUCAUCUCAAGGGUUUCAGACAAACUAAAGCAGUCUCCACAGUCCCUGCCGGAAGCCAACAGCACUGAUUCCGGACUGAUGCAGCCAGAGAAUGGCUCCCUCUUGUCCCUCAGUGCACUGGAUUUGGCCUUCUCCCAACUUAAGCACCGGUUGCAGAACAUCACUUUGCAGCUUGGUGGUACUCUGCUGGCCCCCACUCAAAGGACACGAAAACAUGUUCUCUUAAUGGCCACCACCCGUACCGGCUCUUCCUUUGUAGGGGAAUUCUUCAACCAGCAGGGCAAUAUUUUCUACCUCUUUGAACCACUGUGGCAUAUAGAAAGGACCGUGUCCUUCGCUUCUGGUGGUGCUAAUGCUGUGGGAUCAGCCCUUGUCUACAGAGAUGUUUUGAAGCAGCUCUUCCUCUGUGACCUUUACAUUUUGGAAAACUUCAUAAUCCCAUUCCCAGAGGAUCAUCUGACUCAGUUUUUGUUUCGGCGUGGUUCAAGUCGCUCUUUGUGUGAGGAGCCUGUUUGCACACCAUUUGUCAAGAAGGUCUUUGAGAAGUACCACUGCAAGAAUCGUCGCUGUGGCCCCCUGAAUGUGACUCUGGCAGUGGAGGCCUGCCUACAGAAAGAGCAUAUGGCACUUAAGGCAGUUCGAAUUCGACAACUGGAAUUCUUGCGUCCAUUAGCUGAAGAUCCCCGCCUGGACUUGAGGAUAAUUCAGUUAGUGCGGGAUCCUCGUGCAGUGCUGGCCUCUCGCAUGGUGGCUUUCUCAGGUAAGUAUGAAACCUGGAAGAAAUGGGCUAAUGAAGGUGCAGCAACCCUUAAUGAGGAUGAGGUCCAGAGAUUACGGGGCAACUGUGAAAACAUCCGGCUUUCAGCUGAACUUGGUUUAAAGCAGCCAGCAUGGCUCCAGGGUCGCUACAUGCUAGUCCGCUAUGAGGACAUUGCCCGGUCACCCCUCCAGAAAGCCAAGGAGAUGUAUAAAUUCACUGGAAUCACUCUCACCACGCAGGUGGAGGACUGGAUCCGGAAAAAUACGCAGGCCCCUCAAGAUAGCAAUGGCAUCUACUCCACCCAGAAAAACUCCUCUGAACAGUUUGAGAAGUGGCGAUUCAGCAUCCCCUUCAAACUCGCCCAGGUGGUGCAGAAUGUCUGCACUCCAGCCAUGAACCUGUUUGGCUACAAGCUGGCCAACAGUGCUGAGACUCUUACAAACAGAUCCAUCAGCUUGCUAGAAGAGAGGAGGAACUUCUGGGUCACGUAAAGGUUGCCUUCAUUGGUGGAUUUUUUCGAUCAUAGCAUUCUGUGAGUUGAGAAAGAGAGAAUGCAAAAAUAUAUAGAUUGAGGAGGGAACACAUGGGCAGGAAGGGUUGGGGGAGAAGCCAUCCUUGGCUGUUUGGCUUCAGCUUGUCUUGACCAUUCAAGCAAGGUGCUUUUGGCUUUUUCCAGAAGCAGGCAUCACUUGCUGACAUAUUUGAGACUCCCAGGUGGAUUAUAACGUGACCACAAACAUUGACAUGAAGAAGUAUUCUGAAGCUGACACAAAGUAGAGGAUUCAACACUGUGUUUCAGUGUCCCUACCUCACAUCCACAUCAUUUGGUUGGAGAUGUUAUCUCUCAUCGUCACCAAACAUCCAAAGAGAGUGAAUGUUUUAUAUUUAAAAUAAAUUUAACACUUGGAAGAAAAACAUAGGUUUCUAAACCUGCAGAGAAGAUGUGAGAGAAGCAGAGUGUUGCACUGAUCUUGUCUCAGCCUUAAAGAAUCUGUCAAGCAGAUAUUUGGGAAGAGAGGAAGGGAAGGAAAGAAGCUUAUUUAGCCCAAUUGACAGGAAGAAAGCUGACUGCUUCAUUGUGUAGACAGAGAUUGUUUUGUACACAUUCUCCCUGAAACCCUCAGAUAAAUUGAUGCCUUGUUUAAACUGAGGAGGUGUGACUGGUUCACACAGUUCCUUGGGGAAGGGACCCAUGGCAUAGAGCUGAAGUGGCUCUACCCGUAAGCAUAAGACUUUGGGCUACACACAAUUUCAGGCACUUUGUGUGUUUAAACUCAGCGCUUUGAGUGACAGGUUUGAAGCAAACAAGCAAUGACCUAUUCUAAGAGAAUGGAACAACAGUCAUCCUAUAUCUGUGAAUAUCAGCUUUUCUUAUGCCAUUAGUUGUUCUGCUGCCCAGUGGCCUUUCUUUUUUUAAGUCUGUUGUCUGCUUUUCUUACCUCUGAAUCAGUCGUAUUGAUUCUCGUCCGGUGUCUGGGACACUAAAGAGAAGAAUGCCGCUUUCUCAUUUAGUGAAAGAAAGUUGUGGUUUUAAUUGCAUUCUUCUCCUUUAACCCUAUAAUCGGGUUUGUGUUCUUUAAAGUGACAUUGGAAACUGCUAGGACUUCCCCUCUGUAAUUUUUGCGGGAAAGUUUUUCUCCAGACCACAUCUAUUGAAGCAGAAAGAGGAAGUCUUGGAAAGGAGGGAGCAAGCAGACUUGGUCAAGAGCAAGGCAGCAGGAAUGAUUUUUGUAAAAGCAAGAAACAGGAUCUCUGACUGCCACCCUAGAAUUCUUCUUACUCAUUUCUGGUUUAAGAGCUUUGCUUGUUAUUUUCAUUGGUUGCUUCCAGAAGCAAACGUCUACUGAAUUUCAUUUAGCUGUUAAUCUGGAGCACUUAUUAACAUGGUAGAAGGUAUAGCCUGAGUGGGAAUUUGGAAUUUCAUCCCAGAUACACGUGCUUCACAAGUGAAGCCAUGCCAGGAUUUUGAUUGCAUAAAUAAAUGCAUGCAUGCAUGCACUGGCCUAGGGCAACCAAACCUGGUGUUCUCCAAACCUGGUUGGACUACAAACCCCACCCCCACCAAUUCCCAGGUAUUUUGUUUAAAUGGUAACAUUUUCAACAUUGGGAAUGUUGACAUGGAUUUUCACGCAUCACUGAGUUGAUAAAUGGAUGGAUUAACAUCAGGGCCUGAACACACACACACACACACACACACCCUCCAAAGAAUAGUAGUAUGUUUGUCACCUCUCUGUGCAGAUUCAUUAACAACCAGAGUUCCUCAUGGUGCUACUGAUUGUCCUGCAGUGCUAAUUUAACACCUAGCAAAAAAACAAAAAAAAACCAUUUUUUCUGCAGCAGGAAGAACAUUCAAUGCUUCAGCUGUUUUUGUCCCUCAUCCUUAAACAAAACACAAAAGGCAAUCAUUCAAAUAGCCAUUUCUUUUCUUUUUCUUCUUUUCCAUGGAGCGCUGCAGUGAAUAAGCGACCACAUUUGUUUUGAUUCACUCAAAGUCACAAAGAUCGGCAUGACCGUCAUUCUGUUUCAUGGCAUUGAUUGAGUGAAUAGGAAUGGGCUUUGCGUUGAUGUGGCAAGAAUGUGUAACGAUGAGUUUGCCUUUCCCUCUUGUUUGCCUGCAAGAAAAAGUACCUGCUUCCAGACAUAACAGCAUAUGAUAAUGCAGAUUUAUUUCUGAAUAAAGUGGUUCUGAGAUACCAUUUAGUUCCUCCAAGUGUUGGCCAAAAUCAGAACCUUAAGGCUGUACAGCCCCACUGGAUGUCUGAAUUGCAGACAAAGCUGGAUUUUCUACAAAGUAUCAAGAAGGAAAAAGAUGGCGCGUCAGCUAACAUCCCCACAAUUGAUUCCAUUCACAUUUGUGAUAUGGCUUUCCCACUUACUACUUCACUGGUAGUAUUUAUUUGAAGGGUAAGUAGUGGCUGGUUCACAUAUUCAGAUUAAUUGGUAAAGUGGUGCCAUUUCUACAUGAUUCAUACAAUGUGUCAACUUACUCUCAACUAUAAGUCAUAGCAGUCUUUCAGUUGGUGGCCUGCUCCAUCUCUGUUAAUUCAUUGCAAGGAUGCAUUGUCUUCUCGCACCAGGUGGGUGCUCUUGCACAUAACUUUUUGUCUGCAACAAGCCUUUCGGAUAUCCCUGUGUAACCUUGGAUAUGCUCUACUUCAGGACUACAUCCAAUUCUCUUAGAUGGAGUGUGUUGAAAUAUUCUGUCCGUCCUACAAAAACAUUCUGAAUUAGAUGUUUCAACCAGCAUUGUAUUUACUGUGCAACAGUGUUUUCCUUUUGUGAUAGACUAUUUUUAUGUUUCUCGGUGUGGUGGUGGUGGUGGAGCUUGGAAAUUUAUCUUAAUUUUUUUAUGAUUAUUUAUGUCAAAGAGCUAGGGCUUGAUAAAGCCACAACUUCCUGCCUUAUUUUGAAAUUUCUGUUCUUUUCUUUUUGAAUGCUGUAAACUCUGCAGUUUGUUAAUUUAUUUAUUGUAUGGAGAAGAUAACAGUUGCUUUAUUAGAAGGAAUCAAAAGUGCACAAAAAUAAAAGCAAUUUU
Python bivittatus (Burmese python) is the source of this 4629-nucleotide messenger RNA. RefSeq names its product carbohydrate sulfotransferase 3 (gene CHST3). The record is from RefSeq and is a predicted model, not a curated record. Gene Ontology annotation, cellular component: Golgi membrane. Gene Ontology annotation, biological process: carbohydrate metabolic process; N-acetylglucosamine metabolic process. Gene Ontology annotation, molecular function: N-acetylglucosamine 6-O-sulfotransferase activity; chondroitin 6-sulfotransferase activity. NCBI's taxonomy places the organism in Eukaryota, Metazoa, Chordata, Lepidosauria, Squamata, Pythonidae.